GAUUUAAACUAGCAUUCGCGUCGGACUGUUUGUGGAUUCAGGAUAUACGAGUGUCUGCUGGUUAAACGGUUUACUGUAUUUAGUUGUCAUUUUAAGGUGACUGGAGGCACUAAAUUGAAGUACGAUUCCGGUGUGAAUAUGGACGGGGGCUCUACUUAUUCAUACGCAUGGGAUGCCCCUACACAUGUUUUGGAGUCUAUAGAUGAUUUCGCCCUGGACCCUCAGGAUAAUGCGGACAAGUGGUUUGGUUUGCAGGCGGCUAGUGAAAGUGGUGUUAAGGAACAGCUCACCACCCCUUUACGGACUAAACCUUUUGAUGAACCUGUUGAUACCAACAAGCCAAAAGCUAUGGUGUCUCCCUUGGUCAGGCAAGAGCCGACGAGCUCAGAAAGCACCUCUACAGACAUCCCGUCUAAUAUAGUCACAUCAUGGGGAAACAGCAGAACUACUGGAGCACCUGGUCAGGGCCCCAAGUCUGUUCUUGCACAGCCACGCAGGGUGUCUAAACGGCCUUUGCCCAAAAACGAAAAGCCUACAGUUGUCACAACACCUCCUUCUGUCAAGAAAAGACGAAGCUCUACAUCCAGAACGGUGAGACGCAGUGGUGCUGGAGUCAGGAGCAGUGUCCGACUGAAGGCUAAACCAGCCAUUUCAAAGACCACAGAUAUUGCUUCCAAUACUACUCAUCAGAAAAGCACAGAGCAGCAGGAACUAGAGCGCAUUGAGGCUCUGCAAAAAGAGGUGGCAGAACAACGACGUAAGAAUGAGGCCAGUUACAGAGCUGCGCUGGCAGGAAGUCAGCCUGUAAAGAAGCAAGUGCUCUCUACCACCAUUCCCAAAGAGUUCAACUUCCGCACAGAUAGCCGGCUGAAGAACCACAAGGAUGGUGUCUCAGUAGUGGACCACUCCUACAAGGAGACAACCUUCACCUCUCAGCUUCGCAAGCACCCAUCUUCCCCGUUGAAGGCUCCAAAGGGAACCACUAUUCCCAAACCCUUCAAUCUCUCCAGAGGCAAGAGGAAGCACGAUGACACUGGAGUCUAUGUGCCAAUGGCCCAACAGGUCGAGCAGUUCCAGAAGCGCACACCCACCCGAUAUCACCUUCGCAGUCGUCAGAGCCAGGAGAGAGGGCCAUCACCUCUGAAGACAGAUAAGUCAAAAAUCACACAUCCCAAAACGCCACAGCUACUCACUCAGCAGAGACAUCGUCCCACAACAGUGAAAAGCACUGCAGAGCUGGAGGCUGAGGAAGUGGAAAAACUGCAGCAGUUUAAGUUCAAAGCUCUAGAACUUAACAGAAAGAUACUGGAAGGGGCUUUGGUUCCUAAAAAGCCAGCUUGUAAAGAAAAGACUAAGCCUGAGGGCUUCCAGUUGGAGAUUGAGAAGAGACUUCAGGAAAGGCAGACCAGUAAGAAGCCUGAGGAAAAAGAGGACCACACAUUCCAUUCCAGACCGCUGCCAACCCGGAUUCUGGAGGAAGUUGUGGGAGUCCCUGAGAAAAAAAUGAUAAACCCAACUGUUCCAGAAUCACCAGCGUUUGCUCUUAAAAAUCGUGUGCGUCUAGAAAAGAAAAAAGAAGAGGAAAAGCCUCCUGCUCCAAUUAAGGCACUAGCUGUCCCUCACUACCUGCCCUUCCAGCCCAAACCUCCAGUCAAGAGUCAGGUAGAAAUGUGCCCGUUCUCAUUUGAGGAACGUGAUCGUGAACGAAAGAUAAUGAAGGAAAAGAAACUGGAGGAACUGAGACACGAAGAGGUGCCGAAGUUCAAGGCUCAACCCCUUCCUGACUUCCAUGAAGUGCAUCUGCCUGAGAAAAAGGUACAAGAGGCCACCAAACCGGCUCCUUUCAAACUGAUGAUUGAUGAACGAGGAGCGGCAAGAAGUGAACGCUGGGAGCAGAUGAUGAAAGAGGAGUUGAAACAUCAGGCUGAAGCAGCAUGUUUCAAAGCAAGGCCAAACACCGUAUCCCACAAAGAACCUUUUGUACCAAAGAAGGAGAAUCGUUCCAUCCUGGCCAAUACUACUAAUUCUGCAGUCCCAGAGGGCUUUCAGUUGGCAACAGAGCGAAGAGCCAAGGAGCGCAUGGAGUUUGAGAAGGAGUUAAGCGAGAGGGAGGCCCUGAGGGCUCGUAUGGAGGAGGAGCGGGCCAGAGAACGAGAGCAGCAAGAAAAGGAGGAGAUUGCAAGACUGCGACAGGAACAGGUGUGCAAGGCCCAGCCAAUCAGACACUACAAACCAGUAGAGCUGAAAAAGAGUGAUGUAUCCCUCACAGUGCCCCAGUCACCAAACUUUUCUGAUCGUUUCCGCAUGUAAAUGCAACUUAUGUUGACUUAAUUGUACAGUUUUCUUGUGUUUUGACUUGUUUUAUAUCUUUCUAUAAUGUCUUUUUAUGGGAAUAUUUAGAGGAGUUUUUAUCUGUCUGUGGCGAAUGCAUUAAACCUUUUUAGUGCUCCAGUGAACAUUUUAUAUAGUUGGGUGAGACUUCUGCCCCAGCUCAACUUCCUUUUCAACUUUCCCUGUACUUUUUUUAGCUUUCCCUUCCAUAUCUAAAUAAAUCUUUGAAAACACA
Messenger RNA from Danio aesculapii, 2566 nucleotides. It is a transcript of the gene tpx2, whose product is annotated as TPX2 microtubule nucleation factor. NCBI's taxonomy places the organism in Eukaryota, Metazoa, Chordata, Actinopteri, Cypriniformes, Danionidae. Gene Ontology annotation, biological process: regulation of mitotic spindle organization; activation of protein kinase activity. The coding region runs from base 139 to 2310 and encodes 723 amino acids. Gene Ontology annotation, cellular component: microtubule; spindle. The record is from RefSeq and is a predicted model, not a curated record. The transcript is spliced from 17 exons.